Anoplopoma fimbria (sablefish) is the source of this 3931-nucleotide messenger RNA. It is a transcript of the gene vwa10.2, whose product is annotated as von Willebrand factor A domain containing 10, tandem duplicate 2. The record is from RefSeq and is a predicted model, not a curated record. The transcript has 18 exons. Bases 452 to 3361 code for a protein of 969 amino acids. NCBI's taxonomy places the organism in Eukaryota, Metazoa, Chordata, Actinopteri, Perciformes, Anoplopomatidae.
GUUCUAUUCAUCAGCUCAGCCACUGAAGACGGACGCAACUAUAAGAGGAAGCAAUGAAGGCGCACACUCACACAUGCUUGAAAAACUUCCAGAUAACACAGGAACGCAUAGGUCUAACUGUUUGCACAAUAUUAUCUGAGUGUAAACUGGUAAAGCUGAGAAAGGAAGACUGAAGUGGUGCAAACGUCUGUAUAAGGCUGGACUGCUAAAACGCAGAGUGCACACAGGUGUUUUCACUUGCCUCAUUACACCUGGUUCACAGUCAGUAACCACCCAUUGUGAAGUUACUGAAAACAGUGGAGGAGAUUUUCUCCCACUUCUGCUCAGUCUGUGUUUGCGGUUGGCAAAGAAGUGAAGGAAAGAAAACAGGUAGAGGGAGGAGUUGGGACAGUUGAGAAGGUUUAGAGAAAGUAAAAUUCAGAUUUCUUUCUCUCCGGCUCCGUUGCCCAUCAUGGCAGUCUUGUUCAUGGUGGCGGUGGUCAUCUCCCUGCCAGGCCUCAUUCAUAGCUUCCAACCACUCUUCUCAUUUGAUGGGAAUUCCACCACUCACCGUGACAUCACACAAAGGGCAGUCCUCAGAAAGACAGCUGAGGUCUGCAGAGAUAUUGCUGCUUCUGAGGGACGGGACUUCAGCCUGAUUAUUGAUGACAGCCUGUCAGCUGACAAUGUGCAAAGGGCCUGUUCCUCUACAGGUACCUCCACCUUUCUCCUCUCCACUGUCAUGUUCAGAACUUCUAUUGCCAAUAUGUACUUCAGCAACGCAAAAGUGGACGUGGUAUAUGCGCUUAGUGAGGAGCACCAUUUUGAUGAUGAGACCUUCCAGGGAGGACGGGAUGUCAUUACAGCAGGUGUGUCUGCCGUGAAGGCCAGUGUGAAGCUGGAGAGCUUUGUUGCAGGGAGGUGGACUCUUGGAGGAGUCUUUCAUACCCUACAGGAUUUCUACAGCCACAGUAACUGGGUGGAACUAGGGAACAAUGCUCCUUUCAGCACUCUGAUCAAACCAGACCAACCUCUGGAGAACUUGGCAGGCCUAAGCACACCAACAUGUAGAAACUGUACAGGAGGGAACUGUGAUAACAACCUUCUGCCUGACUUGCUGCAACAGGGGCUUCUCACUUCAGGGUACUUCAACGUCUUCUCCUCAGCGAAACCUGCAGGUAAAUGCAGCCACGGUGGAUCAUUUGACCUGACGAGCAGACAUGACCCAGUGGGAGGCAUUAGUAAGGAUGUUGUUGCGUCCAGUCAUGGCUCUCUUCACCACAAAGCAGCUGAUUUGGCUGUGAAUGCCACUAUGGAGCUACUGGAGGACAUCAGACUAGCUGUCGGAGACAAGAACUUCCUGCGAUUGAUGGGCCUCUCCCAGUCCUCUGUGCUGUGUUUUGUCAUUGACACCACAGGCAGUAUGAGCGAUGACAUAGCCGAGGCUAAGAGAGUUUCCUUCGCCAUCAUUGACAGUAAGAGGGGAACCCAGCAGGAGCCCUCUGCCUACAUCUUGGUACCCUUCAAUGACCCAGGUUUUGGACCUCUAAUUAUGACAACCAAUGCAGACAUCUUCAAAGACAACAUCAACAAGCUGUCUGCAAAUGGAGGAGGAGACAUCCCAGAGUUGUGCUUGUCUGGACUGCAGCUUGCAUUGACUGCUGCUCCACCCUCCUCUGAGAUCUUUGUCUUCACUGACGCUCCAGCUAAAGAUGCUUAUCUGAAAAGCACCAUCACAGCCCUUAUAGAGAGCUCAAAGUCUGUGGUUACUUUCAUGUUGACAGACGUCCUCGCUAGUCGACGGCGCCGCAGAAGUGCUGUGGGUGUGAGUUCACGUUCAAUGAGCCAAUCAGAUGCACAGCUGUACCGUGACAUAGCCCGAGCCUCUGGAGGUCAAGCCAUUGAGGUCUCCAAGUCAGACCUCUCUCUGGUUACAAGUGUAAUAGAGGAUUCAUCAGCCAGUGCUGUGGUGACAGUUUUUCAGGUUGUGACGAAUCCCGGACGGCCUGAUAAUUUCACGUUUACUGUUGAUGGCUCACUAAGGAACAUGACUGCCUACAUCACAGGAACAUCAUCGCUCACUUUUGAUCUCACCAGCUCAACAGGUGUAUCUCAGAGUUCGAGUCAGUCCAAUGGUCCUCUGGCAUCUUUCACCACAGCAGGAAACCUACGUCGUUUAAGCCUCAACAUUGACAAUCAAACCGGAUCUUGGGUAAUUAGAGUUUACUCUAAUAACCCUUACUCUGUAAAGGUCACAGGUCAAAGCUCAGUGAACUUCAUUUUUAAUCUUGUGGAAGCUCAUGAGGGAGCCCACGGGGACUUCAGUCUGAUGGAGGGACGUCCUCUGUCAGGUGGUAAUGCCAGCAUCUUGGUCUCUGUGACAGGAAGUGACACAGUAAAGGUCACAGAGGUCACUCUGUUUGACAGCUCAGGGCCAACAGAGGUCAACGGAUCACUGCAGUCGGUGGGAGGUGGUAACUUCCUGGUGACAUUCAGUGGAGUCCCGGCAGGUGACUUUGUGAUACGCCUAAAAGGAGAGGACAGCAGCUCCACCUCCAGGUCAACAGACAGUAGCUUCCAGAGACAAGCCUCCACACAUAUCAAGACAUCCAGCAUCUCUGUUACUGGCCAAGCCAACAACACCAACAUUGAACCAGGCUCCACCAUCUCCAUCCCUUUCACAGUCGCCACAACCACCAAUGGAGUUGUUAAUGACUCUGCAACCGGGACGUUCACAGUUCGAGCAAACAAUGACCGUAGCUAUACUUCAACUUCCCCCAGCACCGUUACCAUAGCGGCUGGCAGUGGAGGCAAAGCCAACGGCACCAUCACCUUAACAGUACCAGCCAGUGCUGCAUCAGGAACAGACGUGACCCUUACCAUUGAGGCAGAAAAUACAGCUGCCAACGACAUCAACUACACUGUCCUCAGGUUGUCUGUGGCUGCCAAGGUGACAGAUAUUACCCGCCCGGUGUGCCAGGUAGUCAGUUCAUCCACCAGCUGUCCAUCCUCUUCAUCGCUCUGUGCUUCCUCCAAGUGGGAAUUCAUCGCUAAUCUCACCGAUGGCAUAAAUGGAACUGGCAUUGAGACCGUCACCAUCCGCCAAGGGAAUGGUACCCUAAAUACCAGCACAGUGGCUGGAGCAGGGGGUGAAAACAUUACAGUAGCUACCUACAGCGCCUCCUGCUGUUCACAGAAUGUAGAGCUGGCUCUUGUAGACAUAGUAGGUAAUGUGGGGACAUGUGUUGGACAGGCUAGAGAAUCUACCACGGCUGCCCCUGUGACUACAGCUGCACUUAACACAACAUCCACUGGAGGACACACAGAGAGCAUAUCACACUAUCUCUGGAUCAGUGUUGUUGUUUCUCUCUUUUGGAAGUAAACGGGAUAAAUAGAAAUUAAACUGUUAAUGUGGAAUUAUAGCACAAGAAUCAAGUAUCCCCCUCAGAAAGCCUUUUAUAGCUUUUUUUUUAAUGCUCUUUUUUUAUGUGUUUGAAUUUCCACAGCUUGAAGAAAAUAUGAUUUUCUUUCAAUUUGAAUUAUACCAUUGUUACUGACAUCUCUUUAAAAACUAAUAUUAAUUUCUUCAUGUAAAAUAUAUAUUUUUAAUUCAAUCAUUUUAUUUUAAUUUGUUAUAACUGAAAAAAAUUGAAGAGUUACUUAAACAAUUUAUUUAUAAAGCCUUGGGUGUGUAGAUUUGCGGCAGCCAUCAUAGCUGAGUGAUGCUAAUGAAGAAGUGCCUGAAUCUGAAAUUACAGCAAUAGCUGCUAGAUGUCAGACGAAAUUCAACGGACUACACUCACAAGUUGUUAUUAGGGUUUCAGUAGAUUGUUACAUCAUUUCUUAUUUAAUCUUGAUGGCAAAUUUGAGUAUUUUUGUUGUAUGAAGGGGAUAUUCAGUUAAAGAGAAGUGUUUGUUGAUUGUGGUGAUCAAUAAACUUCUGUAAACUACG